CUUUCUCUCACCUUCAUUCUGAAUGUUUGCAUUAGUAUCCAUUUCUCCUGAAGCUGCUUUAUUCCUUUUACUUAUGGUUGUAUAAUUAUAGCUGCUUGAUCUUGCCAAAAUCCUCCCACAAGAUGACCCUGAUGACGGAGGCAGUAUGACCUCUGAAACAUUGGUUAACAUCGACCAGACUACACAGCGCAACAACCCAGAAGACGGAAAUCUUCAUACUCACCGCUGUGAAAACCUCAAAUCUUACAUCUUGUGGAAGGAUUUUGGCAACUUCCAGCCGAAAGAUGUACACAAACAAGUUGCUAUUACAUUUCGGACACCACGCUACAAGUCAUUAGAAGUGGAGGCUCCAGUUGCGGUGAACAUUCGGCUGUUUCACCCGUCAGACAAAGCAACAAGUGAACCUCUGCCCUUUGAUUAUCUCCCCCUUGAUUCAGGUAGGCCUGCAUUUUCGGCUCUUGGAAUAAAGGGCAACUACUCGAUGUUUCCGAGUAUCUUGGCUUCCAACACGGCCCUGCUCACUGGUGGGCGCCCAAGAAAUGUUGCAGAUAUAACAUCAUCCUCUUCGGUUCGCAUGAUCAGGCCAGAGCAGCCAAUUUCAGAAGCUUCUGAUGUAGUCGAGUUAACAAAGCCAGUUGAACAUAAGAUAGUUGUUCCUCCACCUAGUAUAGAUGGAGCCUCAACUUCUGGUGUGGCACAGGGUUUGGGAAGCAAGCCAGCCACAAUAGAGAAUGAAAUAUGCAAUAUUAAAGGCAAUACUACUACUAAUAAUAAUGUAAUGAUGACAGCUAUAACGGAUAUGAAAGAUACAAGAUCAAGCAGCUAUAAUUAUACAACCAUAAGUAAAAGGAAUAAAGCAGCUUCAGGAGAAAUGGAUACUAAUGCAAACAUUCAGAAUGAAGGUGAGAGAAAGAAUGACAUAUUGGCCUCCAGUGAUGAUGAUGUAAUUUUUCAGGGAGAGACUUCUUAA
Molecule: messenger RNA, 970 nt
Organism: Zootermopsis nevadensis
Lineage: Eukaryota; Metazoa; Arthropoda; Insecta; Blattodea; Termopsidae
Biological process (GO): positive regulation of transcription by RNA polymerase II; response to cytokine; inflammatory response
Cellular component (GO): cytoplasm; nucleus
Molecular function (GO): RNA polymerase II cis-regulatory region sequence-specific DNA binding; DNA-binding transcription factor activity, RNA polymerase II-specific
Source: RefSeq, a predicted model, not a curated record